Penaeus indicus is the source of this 2094-nucleotide messenger RNA. RefSeq lists its product as uncharacterized. Lineage: Eukaryota; Metazoa; Arthropoda; Malacostraca; Decapoda; Penaeidae. The coding region runs from base 396 to 2075 and encodes 559 amino acids. The transcript is spliced from 5 exons. Gene Ontology annotation, cellular component: SCF ubiquitin ligase complex. Gene Ontology annotation, biological process: SCF-dependent proteasomal ubiquitin-dependent protein catabolic process. The record is from RefSeq and is a predicted model, not a curated record.
AAAUAAAAUUGGUGUUCAAAGUAUAAGAUAUGGCAGAACCGCUCGUAAAGAAGGCAAGGCAGCAAUGCUCUCAAGAACUCUGCCCUGAAAGGACAAGUCUUCUGAAUCCACAGAUGAUUAGAAGAGCAAUUUUGCUUGAUCCAGUUGUGCUAAAUAAAAUGGAUGAAUCUGAAUACCUUUCAAGAAUGAUAAGACUUGAUACACUAAAUGAUUUACACAAAGAAAAAUUUGGAAAAGAUAAAUAAAGAUUAUGAAUUGGCAAAGACUGUUGAUCAAAUCCUAGAAGUUCAUGGAAGAGGAUAAAGUAAAGGAUAAGUGUAAAGUGCAUCCAUAAUGUAAAGAGAGACUCCAUUCUUUGUUGUGUACUUUGAGAGGGACCAGAAAACUCAUUAACCAUGGCUGAUUGUGAAAAUAGUGUUCAGACCUUAGCGUCUCUUUCUGUAAAGAAGAGUAUUAUGUUUCUGCAGCAACUUGUGUAUCGUUUUGUAAAUAUCAAAGACAUUGAGCCAUGUGCUUCUUUCUUGAGGGACUUGCUUACAUCAAUCCCACCCAAUUUCCAUGCAGAAUUUCUUGAUAAACUAGCACCAAUAUUUGACAAUAUUACAAACUGUGCUGUGGAGAAUUGUGUUUUGGACAUAAUAGAUGAGUUGGCGCUGAUGCUGUUAUCUCCAUCCAUAACACAGAUAGAUGUCGACAAGUUCAUUUUCCCAACAAGAAACCCAGCCAAAUACCUUAAGGCCUUAGCACAUGCAACCAGUCUAAGAAUGUUAAUUAGCCAGAGAGAAAAUGUAUGGAAGUAUUCCAUCUGUAAAUUUGAACUUCUCUCUUCUGCUUUGACAAAGAUGCCAAUGCUGAGACAUCUGACUUUACAUCAUAUUAAAAUUCCAAGUGGUAAGAUUAACCAGUUGUUACUGGGUUUAGCUUCAAACAGUCCCCACUUGAUAUAUCUAGAUUUAAAAUAUGGGGCCUUAACUGACUCUGGCUUAGAUCCAAACUCAUUGGAAAAGUUUGGAAAAAUUACUGAUUUCACAGACUGCAUCCCUGCCUUGUUAAAAAUGAAAAAUCUUCAUUACCUGAAUGUCAGUGAGUCUUGGCUCACUUACGUUGGUGUGAAAUCGAUUGUGAAGAAUCUACCCCUGCGAAGAUUGGAUGCCAUAGUGGAGGGAGGAUAUGAUCUGCAGGCCGUGGUCAUAAAAGACAUCCUGAUGUUAAAGUCUGAGUCUCUUGUACUUCCCAGAACAUCGUACUAUGUUGCUCCUGAGGAACACAACAUUCAGUAUAUAUGCCAAGCAUGCCCAGAGUUAGAGUACAUCAUCAUGCAACAUUGUGGAGUUGGAGUGACAGAAUCCACCUUCCAGGGCCUCACCAGCUUACAGCACUUGAAAAAGGUCACCAUUUGUGGUCUAGAGUGGUCUCUCCUCCAUUCCCAGAUUGCUAUUAAUGACGAUCCUAUGCCUAUCAGCAAUGUAGUGACAGAGGUAACCUUGACUGAGCCCUCGUGUGUGGAUGCAUACCACCUUGGGAGCCUGUCAGUCUGUUUCCCGCAGCUGACUCACCUCUGGGUACUGGGCUCGCAGAAUGAGGAGAGUGAUGUUCCCUGGGAUGGAGUCAGAGUAUUCACAAAAUUGACACAUCUUCAUUAUGAAGGUUCCCUGUUUAUUGGAAAAUUUGGGAGAAUAGAGAGGGAGCAAGGGCUACAGAAUAUCCUGGAUGUUCUACUGGCAUGGUGCAAACAGCUUCGAAGCUUAACCUUAUACACUAAUUACCUGGAGAAUCUCAUGUUGCAUUUUGCAGUGCGAAGAAAUGGACUACGCAAACUCGAGGAACUGAGGAUAGGAUUGCAGCAUGAUUUAUCAAGUGACACAAUAAUGCUUUUACUUCAAAACACUCCAGACUUACGGAUACUUGGAAGGACAGAUUGGUGGACUACUAUGACUCACCUAGAGAAAGUUAAUCUCAUAAGAACACUUAAAUUAAGAUACAGCAAUCUUGAAGUUUUUGGCUUAGACAACUGUAGUGAUGUGGAGCAUGAUCCUCGGCCUACAAAAAAUAAUCACGGCAUUGUUGUGUGGUAGCUCCCCUGUCAGUGAUGAG